Messenger RNA from Cylicocyclus nassatus, 1737 nucleotides. Lineage: Eukaryota; Metazoa; Nematoda; Chromadorea; Rhabditida; Strongylidae. The record is from the annotation of a GenBank genome assembly.
AUGAUUUCGGAUUUUUUCCCUGGUAAAGGAUAUAUAAAUAUAUGGGGUGAGAAAGGAACGCCGGUGAUCUCAUGUGAGCGUGAUCGUAUACGUGUGGAAAUUGCAACAACUCGUCCAUUUGCCGGAAAAAUUUUUGUCAAAGGAGAAUAUGCGAACAAAGAUUGUGUUCGAUACUACGCCAAUGGCUCACCAGUAGCAGCUCAGCAAGAGUCAUCAGAAACAACGAUGGGAGCGCCAACAAUAACGGAUAACAGUGGGGCAAAUAUAGAAAAUGCGGAAAGUAAGGAUGACGAAGCACCACUGGACAGCUCUCUUUGGGUAGGAAACGAAGAAAAUGUGGAGGAAGCAGCCCUGCCACUCCCUCGUCCUGAACAAGCUUAUCGAUUUACUAAUGGCGAUGAAGUGCUCACCAAAAUAGCACAAAAUCAAAAAAACGUUGAUGAAAAAAUUCCCAUCGUAAAAGUGACCGAUCUGACUGGUAAAGAAGGCAGUACCAGCUUUAUCAGCUCAUCGAAAUGGUCGGGCCACGGCGGUGCCAGUUCGACAAGCCUUAAACCCGGUUCACCGUAUCUUGGCGCGUUUGGUGGGUCCCACGGUGAAUCCACAACCAUCAAGUCGGAAGCGGAAAGAACAACGCAAGGAUCAGUUUCCAAAUCGGAAACUUUGACUCAAAGAUCGAGUUCUACCACAUCACAUUUGAAAAUCUACCAAAAAUUGAAAGCUGACAAGGAUGGUCAGUUAAAACUGGAGUAUCCUGGACCACAAGGUUUCCUAGCGGAAAACUGUCCAGUGACGUGUGCACCUUGUGUAUGUCCAUCGACUGAUGGUCCCCAAGAGAGGAGAAGACGCAACACAAACACUGUGGAGUUAUCUGUUCCACUGGGAGCAUGCAAUGCAAAGAGGGACCGCAAGCUCUCCCCGCCAUCGCUUGUGGUCUCCUUCGUUGCUGUGAUCUCAUUUCAUGAGUCUUUCAUCACAAAACUAGAUCGUGCCUAUCACAUUCAAUGUGCCUAUACUGAAUCCAAUCGUAGCAUCAGCACUCAGAUAGAUGUGGGCAUGGAAGCGCCGACGGAUUUGAACAAUACGGUAUCGCCACCAAUAUGUGCAUACAAUAUCGCAGGCAUUGAUGGAAAAGCAAUACAAAACGUACGAGUUGGCGAUCGAGUGAAACAUGAGUGGACAUGCAAAACAUCGGUGCCAAAUGUCUACACUAUGUUGGUUCACUCUUGCUUUGUUGAAGAUGGUGCCGGACAGCGAUAUGAAGUGGUCGACGAGAAUGGGUGUUCUCUAGAUCGUUAUAUACUCAACACUCCAUCCUAUAGCAGUGACGGACUGACAGCUAAUGUCGACGCAUUUAUGAUGAAAUUUCCGGACAGAUCUUCCGUGGACUUCCAAUGUGCCAUCAAGAUUUGUUCGAAACUUGAUGGAAAUUGCACUUUGACCCCUCCCGAUUGUUCGACGAAACAUACGAAUCAACGAAGGCGACGUGAUACCAACGCAAUGGAUGGGGAAUCUAUGACGAUACAUUCGAAUUCGUUAACUGUUCUCGAUGCGGACAUAGCUCAAGAAAUUCCCGAACAACUCGCAUACACCUCGGACCCGGAAAUGCUGCCACCCGAAUUCUGUUUCUCAGUGGCCGGUUUUGGAAUUCUCGUCUCAGCAUCAACUUUUCUUACAACGGUAGCCGUCGGCGUUGCGGUGGCAAAUCUCUAUAUGAGAUCUCAACAACGAUUUUGA